UAUAUGAUAUUCAGGAUCGCGAGAGCUAUGAACAGGCUCAGCAAUGGGUGACAGAGCGCAGAGAGAAAAUUUCGAGAGAGCUGGUGAUUGUUUUAGCUGGCAAUAAGGCGGAUAUGGACCCAAGACGCGAGGUCACAAAGUUUGAGGCCGAAGAAUAUGCUACGCAACAUAAUUUGAUAUUCCUGGAAACGUCUUCGGUGAACGGCAUGAAUGUCAACAACUGUUGCACAGAAAUGGCUAAGGCACUGUAUGCACAGCAUAUUCAGAGUCAACAAAAAAGCUCAAAUUUAAUGGAAAUUGAACAUGAAGAAAUACAGCCAAGUUUUUUCAAUUGCUUUAAAUCGCAUAGCAAUGCUUCAUAGUUGAAUGAAACGGAAACAUCGCGUUCGAAAUUCGAAUUUCGGGGUUCCCCCACAGUGUCAAAUAUCAACAUGUUAAGUUGGCUGCGCCUGA
Molecule: messenger RNA, 453 nt
Organism: Drosophila novamexicana
Lineage: Eukaryota; Metazoa; Arthropoda; Insecta; Diptera; Drosophilidae
Product: ras-related protein Rab-4B-like
Exons: 3
Coding region: 114-362 (82 amino acids)
Molecular function (GO): GTPase activity; GTP binding
Source: RefSeq, a predicted model, not a curated record